Messenger RNA from Cheilinus undulatus (humphead wrasse), 2281 nucleotides. RefSeq names its product calsequestrin 1a (gene casq1a). The coding region runs from base 191 to 1594 and encodes 467 amino acids. Gene Ontology annotation, cellular component: sarcoplasmic reticulum lumen. Gene Ontology annotation, biological process: regulation of skeletal muscle contraction by regulation of release of sequestered calcium ion. Gene Ontology annotation, molecular function: calcium ion binding. The transcript is spliced from 11 exons. Lineage: Eukaryota; Metazoa; Chordata; Actinopteri; Labriformes; Labridae. The record is from RefSeq and is a predicted model, not a curated record.
GCACCCUGUGCCCCUCUGCCAGUUGCCCAUGUGAGGUUUUUAAUAAGGUGGAUGCAAGAGUUGGUCUUGCUCUCUUCUGGGUGACGCGGAUUGGAAGGGGUUCUCCAUACUUUUCAUAAAUAUUUUUAGCACCCUGCAACAUUUAAUUUCUGAAACUGCAAAUAAAUCUAGCUUAUCCUAGAGAGGAGCCAUGAAGUGGACCUGGGUGCUUGUGGCGGUCUUGCUGUCCUUUUGUGGGCUAUCACUGGGCAAGGAGAGCCUGGACUUCCCUGAGUACGAUGGCAAGGACCGUGUCCAUGACCUCAACGCCAACAACUAUAAGUCUGUGAUGAAGAAGUACGAUGUCAUGGUAGUGUACUACCAUGACCAUCCUGGAUCCAGCCGCGUCGCCCAGAGACAAUUUGAGAUUGAGGAGUUGGCCCUUGAGCUUGCAGCCCAGGUCCUGGAUGAAUUUGAGGAUGAUGAUAUUGGAGUCGGUCUCAUCGAUGCAAAGCAUGACAAGGCCGUAGCAAAGAAAUUAGGCCUUGAUGAGUCCGACAGUAUCUUCGUCUUCACAGAGGAUGAAGUCAUAGAAUAUGAUGGCGAGCUCGCAGCAGACACCCUUGUGGAGUUCAUCUAUGAUGUUCUUGAAGACCCAGUGGAAAUCAUUGACAAUAGUAGGGAGCUGAAGGGCUUCGAAAACGUCGAAGAGGACAUCAAACUGGUGGGCUACUUUAAGAGUCACAAGUCAGAACAUUUUGAGGCAUUUGUUGAUGCUGCUGAAGAGUUCCAUCCUCAUAUCCAGUUCUUCGCCACAUUCAAUCCAAAGGUGGCCAAGGCCCUGGACCUUAAGCUCAAUGAGGUAGACUUCUACGAACCCUUCAUGGAUGACCCAGUUGUUAUCCCAGGAAAACCUUACACUGAGGAUGAGCUGGUGGACUUCAUUGAAGAUCAUGACAGACCAACUCUGAGGAAGCUGCAACCACACAACAUGUACGAGAUCUGGGAGGAUGAUGUUGACGGUGAACACAUCAUUGCUUUUGCUGAGGAGUCUGACCCAGAUGGUUUUGAGUUCCUUGAGAUCCUGAAGCAAGUUGCCGAGGAUAACACUGAUAACCCAGAUCUUAGCAUUGUCUGGAUUGACCCUGAUGACUUCCCCCUGCUUUUGCCCCACUGGGAGAAGACCUUUGGAAUCGACCUGUCCCACCCCCAGAUUGGUGUUGUCGAUGCUGACGAUGCUGACAGCGUGUGGCUGGACAUGGAUGAUGGGGAAGACCUGCCAUCUGUAGAUGAACUGGAGGACUGGAUUGAGGAUGCUCUGUCAGGUGAAAUUGACCCAGAUGAUGAUGAUGAUGAUGAUGACGACGAUGAUGAUGAUGACGACGACGACGAUGACGAUGAUGAUGAUGAUGAUGACGAUGAUGACGAUGACGACGACGAUGAUGACGAUGAUGACGAUGACGACGAUGAUGACGAUGAUGAUGACGAUGAUGAUGACGAUGAUGACGAUGAUGAUGACGAUGAUGAUGAUGACGAUGAUGACGAUGAUGAUGACGACGAUGAUGAUGAUGAUGAUGACGAUGAUGAUGAUGACGAUGAUGAUGAUGACUGGUAAAUCAUCAAGUUACAUUUAUUCUUCUGACCAAUGCAGUUUCAAGUCAACAUCAUCAACACUGUCAAAUCAUCACAUGUGUAUCUAGUUCAUAUUUCAAACAUGUCAGUUCAUUUUGAUAUCUCAUCUUCUCAUCAUCUUCUCUCUUCAUCUAACAACAACAAUAUUCCAUUACUUGUUCGUCCCUCUCCCCCACAUAUUUAGAGUCCUCCAUGUAACUAAGUACUUUCUAAGAACCUGCAGUGCCUUUAUUCCCACAUGUAACACUGUCUGGUACAAUAAAAGAAGAAAUUCUUUCAAAACCUUUCCAUUCACCGCUUUUGAUUUUCAUAUUCAUUAAGAUUUAUUUCCAAAGUACUGUUGCAAUGUUGUAUGCAUUAUGUCUGAGUCCAUCUGUAGAGUGUGUUGCAGUUUGAAUGUGUUUAUUCGUCCACUUUUUUCUUGUUUACCCCAGUAUUUAAAAAAAAAAACUGAAGUCUAAUCCAAGGGUGCUAGCAGGCUUUUCUGACGGGUCUGAAGUAUCGCCAGCCUACUCUGUGAAAUCAAUGUAACACUGUACACUGAAAGUGCUGUACAUCAUAUGGAUGUUUUCUACAAUGAUGAAAUAUGACAACAGCCUCAUUUUAUUUUUGUAACAAGAUAAAUUUAACUUACUGUAAAGUCUUAAAUAAAUGACAGCUUGGACAGAAA